Stylonychia lemnae is the source of this 8775-nucleotide messenger RNA. NCBI's taxonomy places the organism in Eukaryota, Ciliophora, Spirotrichea, Sporadotrichida, Oxytrichidae. The record is from the annotation of a GenBank genome assembly.
AUGGGAAUGGAUCAAUCCAAGCAGUUGCAUUCCCACGGAGAUUUAGGACCAAGAGAGGAAAACAAUACUAAUGGAAGAGCUAAUAACUAUAGAUCUCUUUUGAAUGCCAGCUUCAACUCUAAUAGGAUACCCCUCAACAACUCAGUUUAGGCUCUUAACAAUUCGGUCGAUUAGAUACUUCCUCCUGUAGAUGUAGAAGGGAAAAAGAGGUCUUUUAUCAUUAAGUAAGCAAUAAAAGAUGGGUAGCCUCUUAUAAGGAAGAGAAGUCCAUCAGAUUAUAUGAAAAGAAAGUCUACCCCCGUAACUCCAAAGAAAAACAUUGGAAAUAUUACUGUUCCUCAGUCACUAGAUUAAGAUUCAUUUUAACUGCUUUAGAUGACAAAGUAGUAAAGAAAUAAUUUAAACCUGUCAACAGUCUAGGCUCUUAAUGGAGGGCUUAAAGUAUUGAGUCACGGUGAUGGUUAAAAUGUUCCUCAUAUUGCUUAGUCACUCUAACCUAAAAUUGCACUUCAUUAAUAAUACAGACAGUCAAGACUUAGAUUAAAUGGGUCUAAGACUGGAAGUAGAGCUUUUCUUUUAAAUGAUUCUAAAUCUUAAUCGAGGAUAAAAUAGAGAUAAGGAAUUCCAGGCGGAUAAGCGUGGGAAAAAUCAAAGGCUAAUUAAUUCUUAGUCCGGGAUGCCAAACCUUAGGAAGUUUUACUAACCUUACAAGAAAUUGCCUCAUAAAAUAUUUAACUGUUCUAUCAAAAGCCCUCUGACUUAGACUCAACUGAACCUCUUGAUUCACUUAUUGAUUCAUUAUAUAUGAUUAUUGACAAUUAAAUUAGUGUUUAUAACGAAUAAAUCAAAGCUAAGCAAUAGCAUUUGGCCACUGGAGUUAGAACUGAAUAAUGUGAAGAUUUUAUGAAUUACAUAUGCCAAUUACAGCAAAGAAAUUAGGUUUUCGUUGAUUCAGUAGAAUUUUUCACUGAGCACAUUAACAAAAUGACUGAACUGGAAGAUGAGAAAAAUUCUUAAGAGCAAUAGAUAAAGCAGCUAAGACAAGAAAAAGAGGAAAUCUUCUUGCAAAGAGUUGAUAUUGAAAGGAAAUUUUAAGAAGCAUAAUCAAUAAUUGAAAAUUAAAAGAGAAAAAACAACGAAUUCAAAAAGCAGGUAAGCUAGCUAAAUUAGUAGCUAGAAAGGAAGAAAGAGGAAUGUGAAAGUUUAGUAUUUAGAUUGAAAAACAUUCAAGAUUUGGAGAAUAUGCUAGAGCCACCUCAUUUGAAUUAAUAGGUGCCUUUUUAGUAAACAAAUGAUAUUAAUGACUUUGCUUAGCUUGCCUCACUAAAUUAAGCUUAUCAUUUAAAUGAUGAUAGAUUAAAGGGACUAGAAUAAGUUAAUAAAAAUCUUGAGACUGAACUAUAAAUAGUUAAAGAGGCACUUUAAAAUGAGUAGGAAAAUAAGUUUAGUGAUAAUCUUGACAGAAUCGUCAAAAUUUAAGAGCUUUUUAAUAAAGUCUAAAUUGAAAACAAAUAACUAAGGAUUAAUAAUACCAAGAUUGAAAGCAAGCUGGAGAGUAAGGAGAAACUAAUAAGUCAUCUGGAGAAAAAAAUCACCUCAACUAUGGUAGAAAAAGAGGAAAUCAUCAUUAAGCUAAAGUCUGAGAUUGUAAUUCUAAAAAAUUAAAUGGGGGUUAAUGACCAAAGAUUUGAAAAAAGAGUUUUGGAAGAAAGAGAAACAUACUCUAAGAAAUUACAACUUAAGUUUAAAGAAUAAAUAUAGUAACUUGAAACGAACAAAGAAGAUUUGACUAGAGAAAGAGAACAAAUUCUUUAGCGUAUUGAUUAGAUUCAAUCAGACUAUGAUAAACUUGGAAUAGAUUUUUAAAAUUACAGAAAUUUAUCAUCAUAGAGAGAAAAUGACAGUAAUAUUCUCCUAGAAGGCCUUCAAUUCAAACUUAAAGAGGCAAAUUAACUUCUUCUUGAUACAACAAACUAAUUACAAUCUAGAAUAGAGACACUUGAAAAUAUAAUUUCUGUUUAGACUAAAUAGCUAAACAUAUAAGAACUAAAACUACAACUUGUGAAAGAAUAAACUGAGAAUUUACUUAAUUUAAAGACGUUUUUGAUUGAGGAUAUAGAGAAAUCAUUGCAAAUUCUAUCUAAAUAAUCUGUCACUCUUGAGGAGUAGAUGGUUGAGAAUAAUCCUAGUAAUAAUGAUUAUCUCAUAAGUGUUAAGAAGGCUGUCUAAUAAUCAAAGUCAAUGCUUUAAUUAGGAUCACAAUCUCUUAACAAUGCUAAAUCGAUAGUUCAAUUCUUAUAGAUUGAAGAAUUGAUGAAGAUGAUAGAAUAAGAGAAGAAUUUGAGAGAUUUAGAAAAAAAUGUGAAGUCAAUCAUUCAUCCCUUUUAAUCUGGAGAGGACUCAUAAGAUAUAGAAAAAGUAAAUCUGCAUUUCUAGGAUUAAGAAAUUAACAAAAAUGAUCUAAGGUCAAAUAAAAGUAUUGAUUCCAAAAAGGAUACUAUCCAGCUAAAAUAAGAGUUUAAUCAGGAAAGACAAUCGAAGCAAAAACAUAUUUAGCCAAGCGCAGGACUUGAAUUAGGUAAAUUUCUAAAAAAGGAUGAGAAUGAUGAACAUUUAAAUGAAAGAGAUGAGAAUUACUUCAUUACAUUUUGCUAUCUCGAAUUGGUUAGUAUUUUAAUCAAAGUUGUAGGUGACGUAUACUAAAAUUGCUCUACAGAACCCAAUGAAAAACUUCCUUAAAAAUUUGAGAAGUUACUUAAUUUAGCCUCAUAAAAAUCAGACAUUACUACUGAGUAAGAAAUACUUUAGAAAUUCUUAAUCGAAAUUAAGAAUGGAAUUGAGGACAGGUUUUCUCAUUUAAUUUCUGCUAAUGAAUACUUGCAAACUUAAAUUGAGCAUCUGAAUUUGACAGUUGCUAAUCUACAAAAUGAUUAGAAUAAGCAGCAACUAGGAGCUUAAGAUGAAUUGAGACUUCAACUAAAGCCUCAAAGUUAAGGAAAUUAACAACAUGAAGAGGAUGAUCUUAGUGGUCAGAGUUUAACUCCAAAGAGUAAAUUGAGAGGUGUAAAUAAUAAAUCUAGUCAUGAUUCUCUCAGGAAAAGAAGUAACCUCUCAAUUCCAUAGUAAAACAUUAAUAAUCAAGAUCAUUACUAAAUUAUUCAAGACAGCUAAAAUGAAAAAAACAAAAGAAAAGAGCUAAAACAUAAAAGCAUGCAGCCUAGUUCAUCUCAGCAUCAACCACAGCUAAAACUAAGCUAAUUGAACACUUAAGCUCAUCAUAAUGAUUUUUAGGUUGAGAAUUUAGAUUAUAUAGGAGAGCAUGGAACUAAAAAAUCAACUAGAAGGCAAAAGAAAGAUGCAUUGUCAGUUGCUCAAAAUGAGAUAGAGUCACUAAAAUUGACAAUUAAUGAAUUUAAGUAAAGAUCAAAAGACCUUUAAUUAUAGCUAGCAGGGAAAAUUGUUGCACUUUAAGAAUAAAUAGAUUAGUUAGUUACAGAAAAGUAAUAAUCUAUAAUGGAAUUAAAUCAAAAUGCACUUCUCAAUAACUAAUUAGAAGACCAGCAUAAAUAAGAGAUAGAAAAGACUAAGCUAGGAAUAUAACAGAGAGAAAAUCAUUUGCAGCAAAGAAUAGAGGAACUAAAGUUAAGAAUUAAAAAUGAGGAAGCGAUUAAAAAAGAACUUGAAUUGGAAAUAGUAUCGCUAAAAGAUCAAAUGCUCAAGAAUUAGCUAGAGGUGAGAGACUUUGAUUAAAUGAUCAUGAAGAAGGAUCAAGAAUACUCAAACUAUAAAGAAAAUAUAUAGUCCUACAUUAAUAUAAAGACUUCUCAAAGAAACAUCUUCUUACUUGCUUUUAAUACUGAAAAUCCUAAUAUGACAAUGAUAAAAGAAAAACUUGAAACUGAGAAGCAAAGUUUUUUGAAUUGGAGACUACACUAGUAUGAAAGCGUUGAAAUUAUAAAAUUCUGGAUUGAAAUUGUUGAUGAUCAAGAGAAUAUUGAUAAAUACUUCAAACUUCUUAAGAAUCAAAUUAGAGAUGGUACUUGCAUACUUUAUGAUCUUGAGCCUUUAUAUCUCAGUAUUAAUUUAGGAAAUAUUGGGCUUAAUGCAAAUAAUUAAAUUAGAGAUUACCAUAUAAUGACUAAAUAAGGAACCAAGAUUUCUGGAGAGGACUUCAUGGUGUCAAUUUUGAGACAUAAUUAUGAUGCAUUAGCCAUUAAAAUUUUUGCAAUGAACUUUGAAACUGGAGAAGAAUAUAUUCUUGAUUUAGGAAAGAGUGAUAUAUUCGAGUUGACAGAUGGACAAAAUUACAUUUUGGAAUAAAAUGAGCCAACUUAGCUUAUAUAGCUCAUUCUACAUAAUUUAAAUCUGAUUGUUAAGGAUUAUGAUGUAAGAGUCCUUGCUUGUGAGCAUAAGAUAUUCUUUAAUACUCUGUUUAGCGAGAAAAAUGAACAUAUUAAUAAAUUAAAAGAAAAAAAAGCUAACUAUAUUGAUAAUUACACAAACGAAUAUAACUUCCAGAAAUUAUCACUUAGAGAUUCUCAAAUAAAGCAGAAGAUCUAAAGUUAAUCCGUCAUGAUAAAUAAAGAAUAUCAUGGAUAGAUGAAAUAAGAUAUUCAAGUUCAGACUGAUGAACUAGAAAAGCCAUUUUUCGAUAUUCUUUAGUGCGAGUAUCGUAGCACAAUUAGGGUAGGAAAAAUACUAGAUAUUAAGUUAGAGUUAUUGACCAAUCAUGACCAAGGUGCAACUCUACUAAAAUUUGAAGAAAAUAAAACUAAAAGUAAGGCUUAAGUUUGCUUCUAUAAUAUGAAGGCGGAUAAGUAAUUCAUUAUUUAUGCUGAAACUCUCAAAAUCUCUGAACAUUAGUAGAUUUUGAUAUCUUGUGAGAAAUUUUAAACAGAUGACUUCUAUGUAAAAAUUCAUGAUCUCAAAGAAUUAGCCAGUGAAUCGUUCACACUAAUUAAAAAGGCAAAUAACAAGUAUCACAAAUUAAGUAGGAAUGCUAGUCAUGAUAUAAUGGAUAAAAAUGAAUUUAGAAAUCAUAUUUAUGAUCUGACUUUCACAACCUCAAUACCCAGCAAUCAUGCUAUACUUGCUAGCAUGGAUUAUCUACAGGAAUAGCAAUAUAUGAGAGGAGUGGAACAAAAUAUGUAAUCAAGUACUUUAAGCCAUGAGAGUUAGAUUGAUCCAUUACAUUCAUUGAUGUAACCGCCACAAAGGAAAAGAGUAGGUCCUGUCAAAGAAAUCAAGGGUCAAUGUGUGCAAAAUAGUAUCAUCAAUUUUAGUUAAACUCAGCAUAGAAUAUUGGAGUCCUAUCAAAAUGUAAGCACGAUUUUGCUUCAAAAGCAUGAAAGAGGCAAUUUACUAUACAGAAAUGUUUACGUUGUGAGAUGCAUUUUUGACUCACGUGAAGAGCAAGAAUAGUAGUCAAUCAUUUCAUUUUACUAGAAAAGAGAUGCGAUGUAAGUAGAGGUUUAUCUUUAUAAAGACCAUCAAAAAAUGUCAAUUGCAUCUUAAGUCAGCAGCUAAGAUCUAUUUGGAGCAGAUUAUCAAGAUUUUACUUACCAAUAGUAAAUUCAAAUGCUUGAUUAGAUGAUGGAGAGACUUUAUGUUCUAUCAGAUAAUUAAACAUAUCACUUAAAAGUUGAAAGUGAAGCUGUGCCCAUUUCAUAAAUACUAGAAUAGAGAAGGCUAGCUUUCAGUGUUGAAUCAAAUACUCUCUCUAUGGCUAGUAUUGAUAAAGUUCAGACAGACAUGAGAAUUAAGGAAAUCUAAGAUAGCAGAGAAAUACUACUUUCGGACAAUAAAUCUCAAGUUUUCUCGAGUUAUGCAACUAUUGGAAACAAAGUAUUUGAUUAUAAAGUCUAUUUUCUCCUUAAGCAUGAUAAAGAUCCUAAUAAUUAGGGUAGUCCCAGGAAGAAAUAAUCAAUUCUUAAACGAAUGAUAGAGAGGUAGACUACUAAUAUCGAAGCUCUAAUAGAAGAUACAUUGGACUAUGACUAAAUCUAUAUUGAAGUUACUGAUUAAUAAACUGAAAUAUAUGCUGCUCAUUUAAAUCAAAGAUCGCUCUCUCAUCUGCUUUCCUAAAACCCAUAUGAAUACAAGAAUAAUGUAUAAUUAAUCAGCAAUCGCAACAAAGAACGUCUAGUUGAAUUUCUUAAGAAAAACAGCAAAAUAGAUUAUUAAACUCGUUCACUAAUAGUAGAAAACUUUAAGUACACUCAAGAAUAAAUAAAAAGUCUCUAUUAAAAUUAAAUAGGAGGAACAUUAAUAAAAAGAGAUGAUAAAUUUAACAAAAGAGAUUUGGAAGAACCCCUUAUUAUGAAGAAAGUCAUUCUUAAUUAAGAGAUUGAAAUGAGUGAAUUUAUUUAUGAUAUAAAGCUAUCCUUGGUGCAUCAAACUAAAGACGAAAAAACACUACUUUCUUAUUCCUUAGAGUUAUUCGCUAUGAAUGAUCCGGAUAUCAUUUACAUUUAUAAUUACCCAGCAAAGCAAUAAUCAUCAAAUAUAUAGAUACCUACUUUCGUUGGCUUUGAUAUCAUUAAUGUGAUUGAGAAUCCAAUGAAGUCAGUUGAAUACAACAUACUGCACAACUAAGAAAACAACGGAGAGUAAAAAGAAAACAAGGAAAUAAACUUCUUUGAAUUAUUUGGAAAAUACAUAGAUAACAGACUUAUUCUAGUUGUUAGUGAACAACUAUUCCCCUGGAAACUCAACUAUUGUCUUAUAGAACCUUGCUCAGGCUUAAAUUGGAAUUACUGUCUUGAUAUUCAAAAACUUCAAUCAAUUUAGAAUCCAGACAUAUACAUUCCUAUCUAUAUUGGGGCACUAGAUAUUAUAGACCAAAACUCAUUUGAAAAUUUCAUCGCCCUAAUCCUAAAUGAGACCUCAAAAGAAAGAAAACACAUGACUAUUGAAUAGUUUGAGAAUUUAGAGGGAAGAUGGUUUGAUAUUGGAGACAGUGAAACUAAGCAUGAUAUUAUUAAAGGAAAGAAACUAGGAGAUGAUCUAUAAGUUAAUAUAACAAAAAUUGGAUCAGGCAAUAUUGAAAUAACGCUUAAAACUAAAGGUAACAGUAUGAGAGAUAAAUCCCAAAGUAUGUCAUCUUCAUCAAUUGAGGAUCAAGAUAACUAUUAAUACUAUGAACAUAAGCUACUUCUAAACACUUCCUAUAUGAACAAGUUCACAGCUUAAAUCAUUAAAAGAGAUAAGCAUCACUAGACUUUAGUCUUAGUCUGCGAGAUCUUGGGAGGAAAUAUUUUAGUAAAGAUAAUAAAUCUAGAUGAAAGAAAAAUAAUAUUCUAGAUGAGAUAUAGAGAUCUUUCAUCAGUUGAGAGACAAAAAUUAGACAUGCUUGAAAAAUCAAUUGAGUAGUCUUUAAAAACUAUGAUCAAUCAAUCCACUUUUGAUAGAAUAUAGAAAAUUUAUCAGGAAAAUUUCAUGCUUCCUAAUGAAAUAGAAACGAAAAUUUCAAACCUCUUUAUGACUGGGAAAAAGAGUAGCUUAAUUAUUGAUAAAGACAACAGAUAAGUUCUCGCAUAAAUACCUGGAACUCAAAGAGUGAUUUUGCAUAGAAAAACUUUCUUCGAUUAAACACAGGAAAAAUUGAUUAUAGUAGCUAUAGAAAUUAGGGCAAAAGUUAAUUAUAGAAGAGUGCCCCUUUAAAAUUAGAUAAUUUCUGAGUGUCAAAAUGAAAUCAAUCAUUUUACUCUGCUAAUAAGUGAGCCUGAAACAGAUAAAAAGAUAUUUGAAGAAGACGAUACACAACAAAGGAGAGAAUUCAAAAUAUCAUUAAGAUAAUGUUUCUUGGAUGAGGAACUUGCAAACUUGUCAUUAAGGAACAUUGAGACUUUGAAAAAAUUAGCUAAAAUUGUAAUUGAAGAGAGAACCAUCAUCAACAGAGUAUAAAAUGGAAAUUCUGAUGAUCCAAAUAAAGACAUUUAGGGCUAAUACAAAGUGGAGAUAAAAAUGGUUAAUCCAAUGCAUUCUUUCCAUAAUGAUAAUAUGUAAGAUAACGGAGGAAACUAAGGAGAUUUGUUCUCAGAAGCUAAGCGAGUAAUGGAUAAUAUAAGAAAGGCAAAUAACAUUAGUGCUAGUGGCUAAAGAAAACAUCAUGAUAGAAAUAUCAAUGAAAUUGAGGAGGUACUAGAAAAUGAUGAUGACGAUGAAAAUAAUGAGAGUGGCAGAAGUCACAUAAGGUCUGGCCAAUAAUAGACGGCUUCUUUAAUGUAAACAAAUACUAUGAGGAAUCAGCACUAGAUGUUUGAUUAAUCGGUAAUUGAAGAAGAGGGUUCACAAGAGGAAAAUGAUGAUUUUUCUCCACCAAAAUAUGCAGAUGAGACUUAUGUUCCUGAUUCCUCACAUUAGGUAUCGUUAUAACAAAAAUCAGUGGACAGUCAAACUAAUAGAUAUGAAGGAGAAGGUUAGACUAUUAUUGAAGAAUAAAGCGCUUGUAUAAGGGAUACCUCCUAAAUAUAGGAUCAAACAUUAGAUGAAAAACAAAAUGAAAGCGAAGAGAAUUCAGCUAUUUAUCAGGUUCAAAAAUUGAUUAGUGAAACUGAGAUGAUUGAGGUUGGACUCAAGGCAAGCGAAAAUGAUGAUUUCAUUUAUUAUGCUGAAAGAAAGACGUUAGAUAGUAACAAAGUCGCUCUAUCGAAAAUCUAUACUGAAAGAGAAGUUAAAAGAAAAUUAAACCUUGAAACUCUUGAUCAACUACAGCCACACCAAGUUGUCGAGGAACUUUGUGAAUUCCUAUUGAAAACAAAUGAAUUUCAAUGA